AUGUCGACGUGGGUGGAUCAGCUGAAAACAGAGCGAGACAAAAUGGCCGCGGACAAGAAGGGCGGCCCGAACACCACGGCUUCUUUGGUCGACAAGUACGGCAAGUGCCAAGAGAUCGUUGGCCGUGGUGCCUUUGGGAUCGUCCGGAUCUCCCACAAGGUGGACCCAAAAGACUCUAGGGUAGAGCAACUCUACGCCGUCAAGGAGUUUCGGCGUCGCCCUCAGGAGACCGCCAAGAAAUACCAAAAGCGCUUGACUUCCGAAUUCUGUAUCUCUUCGUCCCUUCGUCAUCCCAAUAUCAUCCAUACGUUGGAUUUAAUGCAGGAUUCGAAAGGUGACUAUUGCGAAGUCAUGGAGUAUUGUGCUGGCGGAGACCUUUACACUUUGAUCUUGGCAGCUGGCAAGCUUGAAGUUGGAGAGGCCGAUUGUUAUUUCAAACAACUCAUGCGAGGCGUCGAGUACAUGCAUGAGAUGGGUGUCGCCCAUCGUGAUCUCAAACCAGAAAACCUAUUGCUGACCACGCACGGUGCUCUAAAAAUCACGGAUUUUGGUAAUGGGGAGUGCUUUCGAAUGGCUUGGGAAAAAGAAGCGCACAUGACAGCCGGGCUGUGUGGAUCUGCACCGUACAUUUCGCCUGAAGAAUACACUGAUAAGGAAUUCGAUCCUCGAGCGGUAGAUGUAUGGGCUACUGGUGUCAUCUACAUGGCGAUGCGCACUGGCCGACACCUUUGGAGGGUUGCACAGAAGGAUGAAGAUGAGUUUUAUGAGCGGUAUUUAGAAGGUCGACGAGAUGAAGAUGGUUAUGCUCCAAUUGAAACGUUGCAUCGGGCAUGUCCUCCCAAUCUCUUACCGCUGAAGUCAAAUCUGAAAGCCCAUCGCUGA
Molecule: messenger RNA, 882 nt
Organism: Uncinocarpus reesii 1704
Lineage: Eukaryota; Fungi; Ascomycota; Eurotiomycetes; Onygenales; Onygenaceae
Product: serine/threonine-protein kinase hal4
Exons: 1
Coding region: 1-882 (293 amino acids)
Biological process (GO): intracellular monoatomic cation homeostasis; intracellular signal transduction; protein phosphorylation
Molecular function (GO): ATP binding; protein serine/threonine kinase activity
Source: RefSeq, a predicted model, not a curated record